This is a messenger RNA of Spodoptera littoralis (African cotton leafworm), 1970 nucleotides long. The record is from the annotation of a GenBank genome assembly. NCBI's taxonomy places the organism in Eukaryota, Metazoa, Arthropoda, Insecta, Lepidoptera, Noctuidae.
AUGGCUGCCCAGCCGCCGCGUCCUCCUCCUAACAACCUCCUGUUCUGCAGUCCUCCACCUGCCCUUCCGCACGUGUUACUACUACCCAGUGAUACUGCAUGCAGCAACGGCGAUCUCCAAGUUGCAUCCAGUAUUACCAGCCAAACAAACGAAGCCGAUGCUUUACACGAAAUAAACAAUGUGGGUGUGCCCACUUGUGAAGAUUUGUACGAUGAUCAAGUAGAACUAUAGAAAAAGAUCAAAACAUUGAAUACCAGUUGCCACCUGAAAGCUAUUUGCGAAGAACACAUAGUUUUGACGUUUCUGAAAUUUACGCUGCAAAUAUCGCUCACGAAAUCGACUCUCGCGCAUUCCGGCAUAGAAGAUCUGAACCUGAUUUAUCCAAGUAUGGAUUGUUUGCCGAAGUAACUAUGGAAUGCACACCUAUGCAACCACCCCCUCUUGUGCUCAACAACCCUUUCUAUGAUGGUUCGUAUGCACUGGAUCCCAAUCAGUUCAAUCCAGCUAUGGUGAUGCUACCUGAUAACUAUUUAGCUUUUGAAGAUUCAUUUGUCCCUACUUGGGAUUACAAACCUGAAUAUCUAAUAGAUAGAGAAUUGAAUCCUGAGCUGUACUAUGAUGGUCUACCUCUAAUUCCUUCAAACGAUCCUUGGUCCGUUUAUUGCAACGAAAAUGCUGCUUUUGAAUAUUAUGCUCCUAAUUAUGAAGCACCUUUGACAGGGGAAGGUGUUCAUUAUACACCCUUAACUGAUCUAGACUAUGCCAUACCGCAAUAUAUGAGUUUACCUGUAGUGGAGGAGGCGAAAUUACAAAACAUAGAGAGCAACGUUUGUAAACCAGAAAACUCAAGUCAGACUAGUGCUAAUGAAAAAAGUGACAAAAAUAACAACGAUGAAGCUAACACGCACAAUAAUGAUAUUCCAGUGUCAAAUGUCAUAGUGAGCAAUGUAGUUAGUGAAGAAGAAAAAGUUAGUGUCAUUGAUUCUUCUGCUAAUAGAGAAUCAACACAAAGUGAGGAAUCUUUAAAUGCAGACAUUUCAAACGACGUCACGUCUAGUUUAGCUUUUGUUCCUAGUAGUAAAAGUUCACAGAGACCCGGUGAUACUGAUGACACCAGUGAUGAUACAUCGCCGUGUUCAACAGAUUAUCAUGAAGCAUCUGCACUUGAUUUAGUACAAAGUCUCGAAGAACUUUCUUGUGAUAGUAAUGAUUUUUCCCAAAGUAGAGAAGAAGUUUCACCGACGGUUCCAGAAUUGCCCAAAUUAAGUAAUGCUGUGGCUACUGUAGAAAGUCAAAAUGUAACUAAUGCUGCAGUUAUAGCUACUACUACUGUUGCUACUUCGAAUUUACCUCUAAGUCAAUUGCCAUCCAUUCCAUUUUACGAACAACCUCCAACGCAAAUACCUCCUGUAAUAAAUAAAGAAUCAAUAAAUGAGCCCACAAAAGCCACAGUAAAUGUAGAAAAAAACUUGCAAAAUUUAGAAUCAAAUAAGAAAGUAGCACUGGGCCAUGAAUCAGAAACAAUAAAACCAAUAGACACAUCACAGUGUAAUAAAACGAGUCAACAAUUACCAGAACCGUGUGUCAAUGACCAUAAUACUAAUGAGCAUGCCUUGAAAAUAAAACAACAACCUCCUGUUGUUCCACCCGCGGUGCCCACGUCGUGGUUGGCGCCAAGACCGCAAGCUAGUGGUACUCAAACAAAUGUGGUGCAUCCGCCUCAGAUACGUGUCCAGAACGCAGAAGGCGCUGUGACAGAUUUGCAGAAGAGCCCCAAAGUUGCCUCGCAGCCGCCCGGGAAAUCACAGCAACCAGCAGUGGAGCCCCAGCCUUCGUGCUCCUUCGUACCACAACAACCUGUUCAAAGCUCACAGCUCAAACCGGAGAAACAGUCCAAAGAAGUAGAGGUCAGCCAACAUAUCUUAUACUUUAACAAGUCUCAAACAUUAUUUUACUUGAUGUUAAAUUAA